UAAUCAAAUCAACCAAAACCAAACUUAGCCAAACCAAGCAGAUACAAAAUAUUGUCCUGCUUUUUGUUUGGGAUGGAGUAAUCAGCCGUCAAUAAACGACCUUAGCGACCGACUAUCUGCCAACUUGACUGAAUAAGCAAAUUCAAUUAUUAUAAUUUAUACAGUGUCGAAAAACUACGUCAAAAUAGGGACACAGAAUAUUACACGUAGUGUCGAGCAGACGGCAACCAUAAAGCGGAAAUAAUGAACAACAAACAAAUUCCGAGUUGAGUCCAAUUAAAUUCCAUACUUUAACAUGGAGAAUCUCUGCCGUGUUUGUUUAAAAGAAGGAGCCAAUAUAUCAAUAUUUGAUAGCAAAGACGAAAACAGUGUAUAUACUAAACUCUCUUUAUGUGUUAGGGAAAAGGCGAAGGACCUUGAAGGAUAUCCCCGCAAUAUAUGCAUAGUAUGUUACAGCACCUUAGAGUCUGUCUGUGCUUUUAUCAAAAAAUACAAGGAGUCACACAAGGUUCUAGAAAGUGGGCUAAUCCCAAUAAAACAUGAGCCCUGUGAGGACAACAAUACUUAUAAUGACAUCAACAAUGACCAAUCAGAUAUUGAAAUAGAAGUAUGUGCACUUAAAACCGAACCCCAAGAUACUAAUGAUGUUUUAGGGGAACCACUGAAGUUGAAAAUUGACAAAUUAAAACAUUUAUCCAUUAAGAGAGUUAUAAAAAAAGAAGAAGAUUCUAAUCCAGAAAAUGAGUGUGUGGAUCUUACUGAAGAGCCUGCCACAAAAAAGAAGACAAAAAGCACCAAAACAGAAACAAGACUAUCAUUGAAAGAAUAUAAGCAAAUGACAUUAAAACAGAGAAAACUAAAGCUAAUGAAAAGACAGAAAGAGAUUGAAGAAAGAAGAAAAAAUAAAAGUAAACAGAAUGAUAAAGAUUCGGAUCCCGCAAAACCUGAUGAACCAAAACCACCAAAACUGUGUGAUAUUUGUGGUGACACAUUUCCGACUUCAGACAAACUGUCAUAUCAUAAACAGAAAAAACAUGUAGAUGUCCCUGUCCAAUGUCCAACAUGUAAUCGCACAUGUGUUAGCACAUAUUACCUCAACAGGCAUAUUAAGAGAAAGCAUAGUGGAAAGAAAGACUUUUUCUGUCAAAUCUGUGGUACAGGAUUUGCUUUCAAAGGAGAGCUGACAAGUCACUACAAAUCGGUGCAUGUGAAGAAGACAGGACCACCGAGGACUUGGGCAUGCAAACAUUGUGGGAAGACCUACAAGUGUCCAAAGUCAGUGCUUGUGCAUGAAAGAUCAGUUCAUACAGGCGAGCGUCCAGCAGUCUGCGAAAUCUGCAACACUAGUUUCACCCACCACGACUACCUGAAAGAGCACAUGCGUUUGCACACGGGCGAGACCCCAUUCAAGUGUCCCAUAUGCGGUCGCGGCUACGCGCAGCGGUGUAAUAUGAAGAGCCAUCUCCGCAUUCAUAAGGUGUCAGAGUUGAACCCUGAGGAGCUUAGCAAGCUUAGACCUAACUAUAUAAGGAGGUUAAAGGUAUGAUAAUUUGUAAAGAGGUAGGGAAUGAAGCAAAUAGGGUAUUCCGGAAGUCUCGGGCACGUGACGCUAUUUUUUUUAACAAUUCUCAUGAAGCGAAGAAGCCGAUAUUUGGCAUGAUAUUGUUUGGUAACUUAGCUUUAAAUUCAAUAAGUUCAAGUAUUUUAAUACUGUUCAUACAGGUGAGUAUAUAAUACAGCAAUCAGUCAGCGCCUGGCGCGGCGAUGGUGGCAAGUGGACGUAAGAAAGAACUUUGUGCCUUGUGCCCUUGGUUGUGUUGUUAUUGUUUAAAUGUUUUUAUCUACACACAUAUCAUAAACCCUCUAUGAUGCCUUCAAAAUCCGUGAAUUAUGGCCACCAUUACGAUAAACUGUUUUGUUACAACAAAUUUAUUAUUUCUGAUAAUGUAGUUAUAGCCAAAGAGCAUAUAAUCACUACGUUAUAGCUUCAUAACUACAUCAAAAUCGAUUUGGUUAUGCAUUCAAAUUUGGAAUAUCUCUGAAAAAAAAGCAAUUCGAUUUGACCUCUAUUCUAAUAUCAGUCGAGAUGCCUUUUUGUUCGAAAAGAAAUGUCAAUUGCAUACAAUUUUGACAUAUGUCGCAUGUUAGUUUGUAUCGAAUGAUACGGAAAUAGGCCCCCGACUCUAGUUUGUCUCUGAAUUUAAAAAACCGACUACAUACGUGAAAAAAGUUCUCAUUUACCGCCAUUUGACGUACAGUUUAUAUUUUAAUUAGUUUUAAGUAUUAAAUGAAGUAUGUUUUGUUGUUUUUAAGGUAACUAUAGCAAAAGUUUCGUGUAAAAUAAGCGAUAAAAAUAUUUCGGUGACGCCACCAUAUAUCCGUGAGUUUCGCCAUGCCUGUAAUUUGGGUUAGUGAAUAUUUCAUAGAAAGUUUAUAAUAUGUGUGUAGAUAAUAGUACAUUACGAUACAAGUGCGAAAAAUAGGAAAUUCGUAAUGAGUGGCGAUAAAUUAAAACACGACCGAAGGGAGUGUUUUAAAUCGACAUGAACAAAUGAAACAUGACAUGAAUCGAAAUGAAGUACAUGAGGCCCUUUAAAUGUUCGACACAGUAACGUAAUAUGCUAAUUAUCGAACUAGUGCGGUAAAGUAGCACCAUAUGUACUGUAAAAUAGUGUAUGUAACUGUACAUAAUUAGGCAUUAAAACACUCGUGUGAGCUUUUUAAGAAACUCAUUUCGUUCGUUUCUUAAAUCCACACUCGUGUAUUUUAAUGCCUUUUAUUAUGUAUUAUGUAGCAGUCACAUAAACUACUAUUAUUAUUAUUACAAUGUGUGGAGGGAUUAUUUCAGUGGCAAGUGUUUACUAGUUUAUGUGUUGUCGUCGGUGACAUUUAUGUAUGAAUGUAAAUUGGAUUUUGCAAAAACAUGCAAUGGUACUCCGACAGUAGAAAAGAUUGAAAUUUUUGGCGAACUAGCGGAGUUUCCCAUCAGUGUCAUAAUUGGUUUUGAUCACGAUUUCGAUGAACCUCUUGUAAAAAAGAAAUCGUGUCAGAGGAAACUCAAGAAACCGUUGAGUCUACUUUUUUCCCAUUUUGGAAACGAAAGCAGCAAUCCAAGCAGUAACGCCUGAUCCUUGUUUAUUUAUUUAGUGAGAAACAGUGCAACGAUUUCAACGUACCGUACAAAAAGUUCUAGACGCUCCUCAACACGAUAAGCUUAACUACAUAUUAUUAAAUAGUGCUACAUCUAGAAAACGAAAGACAGAAAAUUUUGCAAAUGUACAGACCAAAGCAAUUGAAAACUUAACGUGAUAAUACGGAUGAAAAUAACUGUGACAACUUGACAAGGAAAAGUAAAAAAUUCUCACAAGUCAAACCAAAAGUGAUAAUAUGUAUUCAAUCUGAUCAAAACACCCGCGUGAAUCCCAUGAACGUGAAUUGCAAAUAAAGAUUUAUGAAUAUAGCACUGUUGCGACCACUGUAAUAGAGAGUCCGAGCAAAAAAGAGGCUACCGAUAAGCAAUCUGAUCUAUCUUCAUACUUAGACGAAUUCUGAAGUGAUAAUACAGAUUUCUGCAGGAUAUUGAUAACUGCCACGGCGCGUCACGUUCCCAACAAAAUAGACCUUUUUCUGGAAUACCCCCAAGGGUCUAAUUGUUUGAGCUUUGUUGCCGAAUUUCAUUCGAAUUCCUCACAGCAUAUUUUUAAUUGAAUGUAUGUAUAUACCUACAUAUUUUGAAAAUAAAGAGCUUUAGUUAGUCUUUGAAAUUAAAAAGUCGUGUUCUGUUACAAGCAUUGAAUUAUUAUUACUACAUAUACAACCGGCACAAAGAACCUGGACUAUAACCGCAAAAAUCGAAAUUCGUCGAUUGCGGGCAUUUUUCGCUGUCACUCUAAUUACGUCUUAGUGAGAGUUAAAGAGAAAGAUCCCGCAAUUUUGUGAAUCUUGAUUUUCGCGGUAAGCCUCCAGUAUUUUGCGCCAUGAGUCAUUGUUUUGACAACAAACCACACAAGCGGAGCGUGAAUCUUGCGCCCUAAACGCGUAAGCGCCAUGAAUUUUACGGCGCUUACGUUUUGGUCGCGUGGUACAGGUUGCGAUUGAGACAAUUUCAUUGUUAUGGCGUCUCUAUAGUAAUAAUAAGGCAAUGUUAUGUUAUGUCAUUCAAUUGCAAAGUAACUUGUUGUAUGCACUGACUGCAAUAUGCGAUAGUUGGUUACCUAUAAGUUUGCAUGGUUUUUACAAUUUUCUACGUUGUCAUAAACAUCAUUGUCAAAAUAAUUGUGUUUGCAAGAAUUAUGCUAUUGGGCAGAAUAUUUUAAAUAUCAACUUUGUGCUAUUAGUGUUAAGGUUGAUAAUCAAAUGUCAGUCACAAACAAGAUAUACCCGUUAAGUGGUCGAAAAUUGUUGAAGUGUCUUCAGUGAACACAUAUUCAAUUACAUUCAUAACCGGGUCUAUAAGCCAAUUUAUUUUAUUACCUUUGAUGAAUUUUAAUUUAUUUAAUGAAUGAAUUAUGAAUUUAUUUAUUUGUAAUUUAAUAUCUGUUCAAAAUGCCAAAGGUUUAAAUGUUAUAUGUCUUGAGUGAAGCCAUUUAAAUACGCACGUGGGACGUUAUCAUUAAGGCAUUUUAAAAAGGGCAUAUAACCUAAAAUUACUGUCUUUUUCUAUCAAAUAUGGUCGUUAUAUAGCUGUAUAACUACUUUUACACUUUUGUCUAUCUGCACCUGUUACCAGCGGAGCAAGUAUGAAGUGAUAGGAAGACUUUAGUGACUAGUUGUCUGUCUUCUGAAUCUCGUGCGUUUCUCGCGCGCGACCGAAGCUACUGUCACUUGUGCUGGCCCAUGAUUUUAGUUCACAAACAAGGCUCAGUUUUGAAAGUUGUUAUUAAUUAGAUAAUUAAUGUAUAAACAAAAAGUUAGAGAUGGGGUGAUUGAUAAAACUUAUCGUUUGUUUAUGACUAAUUAAUUACAGGUUAAUGGUCCAAAAAUAUAUUGACAAAUAGUUUUUACUGCGGCAUAAUUUUAAUAAUUUUAACGAACUUUUGUGUAUCACAACUAAAGGAGAAUAUUUUGAAUAUAACAUGUUUUGUUUUAGUUAAAUGAUUGUAGUUUUAAAUAUAAAUCACAUUUUUUAAAGGACGUGCGAGUAGGUAACUUAAAUAUUACUUUAAAAAAUAUUUGUCAAUGUAUUUUCUUGUUUAUAAAUAUGGAGACAUUUUGUAAGAAAGUAAAUUUAGUUAUUAUGUGUUAUUCCUAUAAUGCACUUAUUUUUAGUUCUUAUAAACCCCAUAAUUGGCCAAUUACUCUUAACGGCGGUCUUAUUUGAUGCCGAUUCGCCCGCCGUUCCGAUGUGCGAGAGAAACAUCACUCACUAUAUACGUGCAUGGUGCUUUCUCGCUCACACACUGAGUGUGAUAGCUUCGUACAACGCAAGGAAUGGAUAGUCCACUGUAAAUGUUUACAGUAAGGUAAAUGUGGAUAAGACCGUCUACGGGAAGAUCAUUUACAAGUCUUUCGUCGCUUCUAACUCUUGCCCUUAUACACAUAAUCUACUUCCAGGUCGGUAGCCUAUAAUGAAGCAAGGUCUUAUUUUAUGACUGUCUGAAGCGCAAACAAAGUACAAGCAGCUAACACUCUUCAACUAUCCAUUGGUGGACCUUAUGCCUUUUGUAAUAAGUAAUUAAAAGUGUGGGUGUACGUAGGUAUACACAUAAGAGAUAAGAGAGUUCGAUGGAUGACUAGGGUUUGCAAGCCGGAUCCGAAGUGUACCUAUAAAAUUAUACGUGCAUCUUCCCAUACGUUUCGGAUCCGUCGUGCACACGCUACGUAUGACGGUCUUCCCAACCAAAAAGUUUAUCUGCCAGUUUUUGCCACAUUUACCUUAAUAUAUGAUAUUGAUAAUAAAAAUUAACACUAGUAAAAAAGAAUAGAAGGGAUUGUAAAAGCAAUAUUAAUUAGUUAUUCCUUCAAAUGCGCAAGAUUUGUCUAAAAAUAUCAAUUGUUAUUGUUUUUGGACAAUUAUGUUAAUUCUAUUAUAGUGUUUAAUAUAUGUGCAAUUUACUGUGUUAAUAUUAAUUGUAAUAUGAUGUGAAUAAAAAAGGAUACACAUUUUUAUCAAA
Molecule: messenger RNA, 6113 nt
Organism: Cydia pomonella (codling moth)
Lineage: Eukaryota; Metazoa; Arthropoda; Insecta; Lepidoptera; Tortricidae
Product: myoneurin-like
Exons: 5
Coding region: 296-1546 (416 amino acids)
Biological process (GO): regulation of transcription by RNA polymerase II
Cellular component (GO): nucleus
Molecular function (GO): DNA-binding transcription factor activity, RNA polymerase II-specific; RNA polymerase II transcription regulatory region sequence-specific DNA binding; zinc ion binding
Source: RefSeq, a predicted model, not a curated record